Molecule: messenger RNA, 1825 nt
Organism: Parathielavia appendiculata
Lineage: Eukaryota; Fungi; Ascomycota; Sordariomycetes; Sordariales; Chaetomiaceae
Product: FAD/NAD(P)-binding domain-containing protein
Exons: 4
Coding region: 1-1653 (550 amino acids)
Biological process (GO): negative regulation of transcription by RNA polymerase II; positive regulation of transcription by RNA polymerase II
Molecular function (GO): chromatin binding; flavin adenine dinucleotide binding; transcription factor binding
Source: RefSeq, a predicted model, not a curated record
AUGGAUGCUUAUUCAAGGUCCGUCAGUAGCGGCGCAUGCAAGAAAACGUCCAAGAUAUAUCAAGACCUCAAGCUUGCCCGACUUCACAGCGCAUCGGCGCGAACUCUCAGCAUCAUGGAUACAGUCCUGAAGGUAUUGGCACCCAGCGUCAAAGCAGCCCUUAAGCCACUCGAUGCGCUCUAUUUCGAAAGUCUCCCCCCAAGCAGACGACCGCGGAUCGGAAUUGUCGGCGGGGGCUUUGCCGGGCUCAGAUGCGCCGACGUGCUUCUACGAAAUGGCUUCAAGGUCACUAUUCUGGAAGCAAGAAAUCGCCUGGGCGGCAGGAUAUUCCAGCAGAGGCUUCCGAACGGCCACCUGGUAGACGUCGGUGCAAAUUGGAUCCACGGCACGAACGACAACCCCAUCAUGGAUUUGGUCCAGGAGACCAGAACUGCCGUCGGCGUCUGGGAUUCCAUGUCGUGUGCCUUUGACGAAGAUGGACGACUCCUUCCACUGGAGGAGGGCGAGAAGUAUUCCACCUUAAUGUGGAAGAUCAUUGAGGAUGCGUUUGAGCACUCGAAUAAACACGGAUCUGAGAUCGACCCGGACAGGUCGCUUCUGGAUUUCUUUCGGGAGCAAGUCGUUAUGAGGAUACCGGAUACCGAACCAGACUAUGAGCGGCAAAGAAACCUAGUUCUUCAGGUGGCUGAGCUCUGGGGAAGCUUUGUGGGCAGCCCUCUCAGCAGGCAAAGUCUCAAGUUCUUCUGGCUGGAGGAAUGUAUCGAGGGUGAAAACCUCUUUUGCGCGGGUACAUACCACAAAGUCCUGGAAAAGGUCGCCCAGCCGGCACUUGAAGGCGCAGAGAUCCGCUACCAGACCCGCGUCACCGAAGUCCACGGCAAGUCUACGGGACCAAACGACGUGGUCAGAGUCAUGACAGCGGACGGUCAGUGCCUAGAAUUCGAGGAGGUAGUCGUCACCUGUCCACUUGGCUGGUUGAAACAGAACCUGCAAGCCUUCUCUCCUCCACUGCCGGACCGGCUAUGCAAGGCCAUCCGAAACAUCAGUUACGGAAACCUAGAGAAGGUCUACAUCUCGUUUCCCACUUCCUUCUGGCUCACCACGUCCCUGGAUGAGGGCCGCACCGUGCAAGGGUUCUGCCAAUGGCUCGCGCCCAAGUACGCACCCGAUACGAACCCGAACCGCUGGCUCAACGAGACGGUCGAGCUGGGCUCCCUCGGCGCCGCCGCCCACCCAACCCUGCUCUUCUACACCUACGGCGAGCAGUCCCACUACCUCACGUCCCAGCUCCGCUCCCUCCCCUCCCAAAAGGACAAAGACGCCUUCCUAUUCGAAUACUUCCGGCCCUACUACUCCCGCCUCCCGUCCUACGACGCGUCCGACAUCAACUGCCAGCCCACGGCCUGCUUCGCGACCGACUGGUCGGGCGACGAGCUGGCGGGCAACGGGAGCUACUGCAACUUCCAGGCCGGGCUGCUCGAGGGUGACAAGGACAUCGUCGCCAUGCGGCACGGCGUGCCGGCGGAGGGGAUCUGGCUGGCGGGGGAGCACACGGCGCCGUUUGUCGCGCUCGGGACGGUGACGGGAGCGUACUGGAGUGGGGAGCAUGUUGCGAAGAGGAUCGUGACAGGGGUGUUGGGGAGGGAGGGAUAAGGGGGUUGAGGGGGAGCAUUCCGUAGUGGUACUCAUUGCUCUCCUGGAAUCCCAGGAAGCUCCUGAGUAUCAUCCACCUUACCUACUCCGUACAUUACCAGCAUUUAUUUCGUGAAACCGUCUUGUAUGGUAUUUACAUUCUAUUACAUUAGAAAGCUUUCGGGAUGCAUGC